UAGGAGAUGACCAGAGACUGCAGGCGUACUAUAGGAGAUGACCAGAGACUGCAGACGUACUAUAGGAGAUGACCAGAGACUGCGGACGUACUACAGAAGAUGACCAGAGACUGCAGACACAGUACAGAUGACCAGAGACUGCGGACAUACUACAGGAGAUGACCAGAGACUGCGGACACAGUAAAGGGGAUGACCAGAGACUGCGGACACAGUACAGGGGACGACCAGAGACUGCGGACACAGUACAGGAGAGGACCAGAGACUGCGGACAUAGUACAGGAGAUGACCAGAGCCUGCGGACACAGUACAGGAGAUGACCAGAGACUGCGGACACAGUACAGGAGAGGACCAGAGACUGCGGACACAGUACAGGAGAGGACCAGAGACUGCGGACACAGUACAAGGGAUGACCAGAGACUGCGGACAUACUACAUCAUAUAAACACAGAGAGCAGUACACAGACAUGCCAGGAGCGGGGAGGAGCUCUGAGGACA
This is a messenger RNA of Staurois parvus, 494 nucleotides long. NCBI's taxonomy places the organism in Eukaryota, Metazoa, Chordata, Amphibia, Anura, Ranidae. The record is from the annotation of a GenBank genome assembly.